Molecule: messenger RNA, 739 nt
Organism: Coffea arabica (coffee)
Lineage: Eukaryota; Viridiplantae; Streptophyta; Magnoliopsida; Gentianales; Rubiaceae
Source: RefSeq, a predicted model, not a curated record
GUUGUAAGGAGUAAGGAAACAGAAACAAACGCUGAAGGGGCAAAAGAAACAGGGUCCUGUGGGAGUCAAUUGAAGGGGUUGAUGAUGGAAAAAGCACAUCAAGUCCAGCAGUGGUGGAAAUUAAGAUGGCUAAGCUUCAAGCAUGCUACCAUUGUUGUCUGCUUAUUCAACGUGCUCACUGCCCUUUUCUUGCUUCAGGGAUUCCUCUCUGCUUCUUCUUUUGGCAAAUUCUCUUCUUCUCACCAAUCCAAUUCAGUUUUACUUAGGCACAUUAAGGAAUCCGAGGAGAUACGCCGUGCCAUGAUACCUGUGGAUUUGAUUAAAAGAGUGAAAGAAAUUGAAAAAGAAGCACAUGUAGAACCAGAGGCUGUAAAACAGAAAGAUACCAAGCAGGGUGCUGCUUCGGACUUAGUAUCUAGGCUGAAUAAUCUUCGCUCAUAUUCAGAUGCUGGCAGCCUCAAAGCUCUAGAGGAAUGGCGUAAGAGGAAGAUGGAACGUGCCAGACAGCGAGAACUCGGGAAGAAUGGAACUGUUGUCUGACAGCUUUGAAUUUUGUAAAAGUUUAAAGAUCAACAUUAUGAGCCAAUACAUCAUCUGCUAUCGUUUUCUAUGUGAUACUAUGGCUUGUGCGUGUAUAAGAUCAACCCCCUGGAUUGAGUUUAAUCAUAUAUAUAUUACUUAAAAAGAGGACGAUUGUCUGUGUGCUUGUUGCACAGACCGAAUUCUAUGAAGGUACGCA